Messenger RNA from Erpetoichthys calabaricus (reedfish), 1587 nucleotides. RefSeq names its product integrin beta 1 binding protein 1 (gene itgb1bp1). The record is from RefSeq and is a predicted model, not a curated record. The coding region runs from base 504 to 1100 and encodes 198 amino acids. Gene Ontology annotation, biological process: negative regulation of focal adhesion assembly; negative regulation of substrate adhesion-dependent cell spreading. NCBI's taxonomy places the organism in Eukaryota, Metazoa, Chordata, Cladistia, Polypteriformes, Polypteridae. Gene Ontology annotation, molecular function: integrin binding. Gene Ontology annotation, cellular component: cell periphery; ruffle; lamellipodium. The transcript has 8 exons.
UGAAAGAAAGAGGCUGCCGUCGCCCUUUGGACAUACCGCACAAUAUUUACACUGAAGUGAAAAGGAAAGGCUGUAGGAAGAAGUCAAUAAUAAAGAUACAAAAAAAAAAAAAACAGUAGCGCCGCCUUUAAGAGGUGUGGGUGGACGCCAGAGGAAGUGGAGCGUCUGAGGGGAGCGGCGCACUCACCCAAACAGAGCCGGCAAACACAGGGAGGCACAAGGGCGGGCUUGGCGCCGAAAAGUACCACGCUGGGCUGCCCCGCGGAUCGGGGGUUAUCGCUAUACGAUCAUUGUCUUUCAGCAUGACCCAGCUGUUGUAAAGCUUCAGCUCAAGGAAGGAUGGCUUAAUAUUCCCCUGAAGAAUCUUAUAAUACACAUAAGAAUUUUUAGUUUCUUCAGUGAUGGAAGAUCUUAUUGGACCAAAGUUUGCUAAGCCAUGAUUCCACUUUAGCCAAGAAUGCUGGUCAUUACUCAGGCCUACAGUGCUGACGUCAUGGUGAAGAAUGUUUCGAAAAGGCAAAAAAAGACACAGCAGUAGCAGUUCACAAAGUAGUGAAGUGAGCACAAAAAGUAAGUCUGUUGAUUCCAGUUUUGGCGGUCUCUCCAGAUCAAGUACAGUUGCCAGCCUUGACACUGACUCCACUAAAAGCUCAGGUAACAGUGCAUCUGAUACAUGUGCUGAAUUCCGUGUGAGAUAUAUUGGAGCCAUUGAAAAGCUGCAAUUCGAAAUGUGCAGAAAGCUUUGUGAACCUCACGAUUUGAUCAACUACAUUGAUGUAGCACAGCAAGAUGGAAAGCUGCCAUUUAUUCCGGCAGAUGAAGAGAUGAUCUUGGGAGUAUCUAAAUAUGGAGUUAAAGUUGCCUCUGUAGAUCAAUGUGAUGUGAUACAUCGGCACCCUCUCUAUCUCAUAGUGCGCAUGCUGUCCUAUGAUGAUGGACUGGGAGCUGGGAAAAAUCUUUUGGCUUUGAAAACGACCGACUCCAAACAGGAAGAAUGCAGUAUCUGGAUUUACCAAUGCAACAGUUCAGAACAAGCACAGGCAAUUUGCAAGGUGUUGUCAGCUGCUUUUGACUCCGUGCUAACAUCUGAAAAGUCUUGAUCCCGCUGAAAAAAAAAAAUUCUCUGAAUAAGUAUGUGCAUUACUUGUCGGCAAUGUGUAAUGGCUGGACUGGAGAGAGACGGUGGCCAACUAAGAUCUAGCAACCUCAUUUGCACUGUGAUUAAACUACAUGCAUUUUUUUAUAAGAAUUUUCAAAGUAAACAUAACUUAUUUAAUGUAAAAUACCAAAUCUAAAGUUGUAUUUGCCGUCAUGAAUUCAGGUAGGGCCUAUGCAGUAUUAAUAGAAGGCAUGAAAAUAAUGUUACAUAUUUAUUAUUACUUUUUUGAAGGAGUGAGAUGGUAGCCAUUGUUAUUAGGCCAGUAGUCCAUGGCUUCACUGUGAUGAUCAUUCAGUUCAUAGGGAUGGGAAACGGGAUGAAAAUCUUUUUAUUUUACAUAUGAAUAUAGUGUUUAACUGCCCAAGUCAAGAUAUUAGAAGAUGUUUGCUGCUUAUUUUUCAAGGUACAAUAAAGAUUUUUCAGCUAAA